Rhinolophus ferrumequinum (greater horseshoe bat) is the source of this 336-nucleotide messenger RNA. Its product is annotated as beta-defensin 110. NCBI's taxonomy places the organism in Eukaryota, Metazoa, Chordata, Mammalia, Chiroptera, Rhinolophidae. The transcript is spliced from 2 exons. Gene Ontology annotation, molecular function: CCR6 chemokine receptor binding; chemoattractant activity. Bases 69 to 272 code for a protein of 67 amino acids. The record is from RefSeq and is a predicted model, not a curated record. Gene Ontology annotation, cellular component: extracellular region. Gene Ontology annotation, biological process: cell chemotaxis; defense response to bacterium; innate immune response.
UUUCCUUAUUUGAAAAACCAGACUGGAAAAAGAUCUUUUGACAUUUUAUUCCUAAGGAAUUCUCUACCAUGAAGAUUCAUCUGUUUUUCUUUAUUCUGCUCUUUUGGGUCACAAUUUUACCAGCCAAAAAGAGAUAUCCCCAAUAUGGUAGCUUGGAUAUGAGGAGAGAUUGCAGAAAGAGAAAUGGUCGAUGCAGACUUGAGUGCCAUGAAAGUGCCAUUAGGAUUGCUUACUGCACGAGACCUGCAACUGUUUGCUGCUUGGAGAAGUAAAGAACACAGAAGAAAAGAAAGAGGCACAUGGUCCAAGAAGAGAGGACCAGUGAUACUAAGUUUU